CCGCAUCCAAUAUGUGCCUUGCCUUGUAAAUGUAGGGAGUGACGCAAUAGGCAGUAUUUCCACACACACACACACACACUCUCUCUCUCUCUGUCUGAAACCUUUGAUUGAGCAGAGCAGAGAGCAGACACUAUUUUAUGGUGCAGAGGACAACACUACCUGAAGGGCUUCUUCUCUUUUCCCAUGGCAGAUGGUGCCAAUGAAGCAACACCACCAACCUCCCACAAGCUUUGAAUGCUAACUUAACUUUCUAGCUAGUCCUCCUUCAAUGGGAACUCCACUUCUCUGGAAAGUCUUCGGUAUCUCGGGUCUAGCCCGUCCCCGGAGAAACCGAGCCGGAAGCACCUCUCCUGGCGGUCGCAACAGAAUCCUCCGUGGAGAUGUUGAAGAGGAGGAUCAGUUCCAGUACGCCAAGACCCACUGCCUCUCCUCGUACUACAGCGUUUUUGUCGCCCGCCUCGCCAUCAUGGUGAUGCUGGCAAUUUUGAUUGGGCUGCUUACCAUACUGACGUGGCAUUUCACGAGGAGCUAUACGGCGAAGUCGCUCGAGGGCUUAGCGUACGGGCUCCGGUACGAGCUCCUGCAGCGCCCGAUUCUUCGGAUGUGGAACAUCCUCAACUCGACGGUCGAGAUUACGACUGCCCAGGUGAAGCUGUCCGAGUACGUGAUCCGGCGGUACAACAAGCCUGUCACUCAGGCAGAACAAGUCGAGCUGUAUGAGAUGAUGAAGGCCGUGACGUGGGCGCUCUUCGCGAGCCAUAAGGCCCUGAAUGCGAUCACGAUCAACUACCGCAACGGGUUUGUGCAGGCAUUCCACCGGGACCACCGGAGCAACAACACGUACUACAUCUACUCCGACCUGUCCAACUACUCCAUCUCCUCCAAUCCCAAUACCGAGCCCCUCUCCUCGCUCGAGGGCUGGAAUGACCAGACGAUCAGGGGCAACCUCUCAGCAGUCUGGUACCGGGAGCCACUGGACCCGAUCAGUGGCGAGAAGAUUGGCAAGGCAGGGCCGAUACUCCCGGACGACCUGAUCAACAUUGCAGGUCUUUCCCAGGUCCCUGAUGGAGUGGCCUCAUGGCAUGUGGCAGUGAGCAAGUACUCGGACUCCCCGCUCCUCUCUGCAGCCCUGCCGGUGUGGGAUCCAUCUAACAAGAGCAUCGUGGCUGUUGUUGGAGUCACCACUGCGCUCUACAGCGUGGGCCAGCUGAUGAAGGAGCUCGUCGAGUUCCACAGCGGCCAUAUCUACUUGACCUCUCAGCCGGGCUACUUGCUUGCAACCUCGACAAACACUCCACUUCUGAUUAAUACUACCAAGGGCCCAAAGCUGAUGAUGGCUGCCGAUUCCCAGGACAGUGUGAUCAGGUCUGGGGCCGAGUGGCUGCAUCAGACUUAUGGAGACAAUUACCCCCCCAGCCACGAGGUUCAUGUCGAGAACGCGAGGCUUGGGAACCAGCACUAUUACAUCGAUUCCUUCUUCUUGAACUUGAAGAGGCUCCCCAUGGUUGGGGUGACUAUAAUUCCAAGGAAAUAUAUAUUGGGGAAGGUAGAAGAGAGGGCAUUCAAGACACUGAUCAUACUAAUUUCAGCAUCGUUAUGCAUCCUCGUCAUCGGGUGUCUCUGCAUUUUGAUACUAACGAAUGGCGUGUCCAAGGAGAUGAAGCUGAGAGCCGAACUUAUUAGCCACCUCGAUGCAAGAAGAAGGGCUGAGGCUUCAAGCAACUACAAGAGCCAGUUUCUCGCAAACAUGAGUCACGAAUUGCGGACACCUAUGGCUGCAGUUAUUGGGUUGCUGGACAUACUUCUAUGCGAUGACUGCCUCACAAAUGAACAGUAUGCGACUGUUACUCAAAUCCGUAAAUGCUCAACUGCUCUUCUCAGGCUUCUAAACAAUAUCUUGGAUAUAAGCAAGGUCGAAUCAGGAAAACUGGUGUUAGAGGAAGCUGAGUUCGACUUGAGGCGUGAACUCGAGGGACUCAUAGAUAUGUUCUCAGUUCAGUGCAUCAACCACAACGUGGAGGCUAUUUUAGAUCUCUCGGAUGACAUGCCAAAAUUAGUCCGGGGAGACUCCGCCAGAGUCGUACAAAUAUUCGCCAAUCUAAUCAGCAAUUCAAUCAAGUUCACUACUUCGGGUCACAUUAUCCUCCGAGGAUGGUGCGAGAACUUAAAUUCCCUUAACGAUGAUGCAAAGUUCUCUGUUGAACAUAAGAAGUCGCUCCGUGCUCUUAAGGCAAAGUUGAAACAACACGGAAGAAGCACGAAAAAGGCCUUGAAGAAAGACGACAGAGUUAUCCUUUGGUUCGAGGUCGAUGAUACCGGAUGCGGGAUAGAUCCGAGCAAGUGGGAGUCGGUCUUUGAAAGCUUUGAGCAAGCCGAUCCUUCAACAACUCGGCUGCACGGCGGCACAGGUCUUGGCCUAUGUAUAGUACGAACCUUGGUUAACAAAAUGGGCGGAGAAAUCAAAGUAGUGAAGAAGAACGGCCUAGGAACUCUUAUGAAGCUCUACUUGGUCCUGAAUACCCCUACUGACAGCUUGGAGCCGCUGCAUCGGGAGGAUUUCGCUCAGCAUGGCAUCCUAGUUCUUCUUGCACUUCAUGGAAGCAUGGGAAGAUAUAUAAUGUCCCGAUGGUUAACAGAAAAUGGAGUUUCUGCCUUGGAAGCAUCAGACUGGAACGGGCUAACCCAAACUCUUCGAGAACUCUUUUAUCCAAGAAGUUCAGAUGGCCACACAAACUCAUUUGGCUUGCACCAUUCAAGCGAUGUCUUCAGAGUGGACGAAGCACAGAACCUAAGGGACCAUGAGAGUCGGACACUCAUCAUAGUUAUCGAUAUUGCUUUGCUAGACUUGAGCACGGAGAUAUGGAAAGAGCAACUUAAUUUUCUCGACAGUUAUAACCCCAGAGCGAAAUUCGCUUGGAUGCUAAACCAUGAUACAUCCAAUUCUGUGAAAGUCGAACUGCGAAGGAAAGGACAUGUCAUGGUGAGUAAGCCACUCUACAAGGCGAAGAUGGUCAAUAUUUUGGACACGGUCAUAAAGGAGAGGAUAAGUUCCAGUCCUCUGAGAAAUAAAAGUACGAAAGAAGGAGAUUCACAUGAUUGCCUUGAGCUCGAGAAUAUACACUUUGAGGGAGUGAGCUCUGAUGAAUCUGACGCCAUGGAGACGGCUAAUAAUGCUGACUCAAGAAGUGAAUUCCCUGUCGAGGUAAAUAAUCAGAUGUGUUACCGGAAGAACUGUCAGGUAAACGAGUUUUCGUGUCAAACGAGGCAAACUUUAGACCAGCUAGCAGAUUUAGAAGACUUUAACCAUGCGGAUGAAGAUCCGGAAAGGAGGGACUUGAAAACCCAAGAAGAAAAAAAGUUGACAAGCAGGUGCCUUGGGGAGCAAGGAAACUUGGGCUCGGGCAAUUCAACAGCAAACAGGGACAAGUCCCUUGAAGGUUUAAGGAUAUUGCUAGCAGAGGAUACGCCUGUGCUGCAGAGAGUCGCCACAAUAAUGCUCGAGAAGUUGGGAGCAAAGGUAAUUGCUGUUGGGGACGGACUACAGGCUGUGAAUGCUUUGAACUGCAUGAAACUUGCAGAUUCCGGAGAUGACAACAGAAUAUCAGAACCCAUCAGGAUCGAGAAUUCUCCGCCCUACGACUUGAUCCUAAUGGAUUGUCAGAUGCCGAAGAUGGACGGAUAUGAGGCAACGAAAGAGAUCAGGAAGUCAGAAGCGGGAACAGAACUUCACAUUCCGAUCGUCGCUCUGACGGCUCACGCCAUGUCGUCAGAUGAAGCGAGAUGUUUAGAGGUCGGAAUGGACGCUUACCUGACAAAGCCGAUCGACUACAAGCUGAUGGUGUCCACAAUCCUGUUUCUCACGAAGAGAUUGGACUAACUAGACUAACAGAUGAGGAACGAGUUCUUAGGACCAGGAGCUAACGAAGAGAUUAGGAAGUUUGUAAAACUCUAAAGGCGAAGCUGAAUAAUGUCGAUAAGGAUAAAUAUCUAGCUGCAGAUUUUAUUGUACAACAUCCAUGUUUGGUGUGUGCUGAAUGCGAGUGCUUUUUGUAUGUA
Molecule: messenger RNA, 4056 nt
Organism: Punica granatum (pomegranate)
Lineage: Eukaryota; Viridiplantae; Streptophyta; Magnoliopsida; Myrtales; Lythraceae
Source: RefSeq, a predicted model, not a curated record